CUGCGAACCGAAGCUGUCUUUUGAGUUAAUUCGUUCCCGAGCAUUUCACGUUGCCCUCUCUGUCGUCAUUUUCGUCGAGAUCCCAGACAUCGUGAUGAGAUCGUAGGGAUAGGGGGAAAAUCUGGAAAUUCCCGCCUGCAGAAAUCGAGGAGCGAAGAAGUGAAAAAUGUCUGGGAGCUGUUUGAUCCUGAUCUCAAUGCUCACGGCUCUCGUCGUGAUUCUCCAGCGAGUUGACUCGCUAUGCGAACUCAGUUUCACUCGGCGCAACAAGGUUUUCGAUUUCAACCUGGUGUCUCCAUUGCCGAACUACCCUCAUGGUGCCCUCAGUGAAGAUGGGUUUUAUAGAGUAGAGGCAAAUGGCACAGUGCUCUGGUUUCAGCUUUGCGAUGCAUUGAUUUUCAAUCAUGACCCCCCACGAUGUGUUGGUUGUGCGGAUUGUGGAGGUCCAUCACACUGUGGAACAGCAUGUAGCGCACUUGUCUCGGAACAUGUAAGAGGGUAUGAUGUAUGUAAUGCCAUAGGGCAUGUUUCAAAGACAAGAGUUGAUGUUAUUGAUAAAGAGAAUCCUGGUAAAGGCAUCAUUGUCAAGAUGUCCAGUGGCAGCGGGGAGAAAAAUUGUUCAGUCUCGGUUUCUGUUAUCUGCCAGACGAACAAAGUUGAUGGGCCAAUCAAACUGGAGAAAUCAGGCGCAUGUCAUUAUGCUACUGAGUUGCGGCAUCCUUCUGGAUGUGCUUCAGCUGUAUCGGGCCAUGGUGGUGGAUGGGGCUGGUUUGGUACCUUACUGAUCAUUAUCUUGUGCCUAUUUGGAGCUUAUUUUCUUGCCGGUGCAGUUUACCGGUACUCUGCCCUUGGAGUUCGUGGCAUAGAUGUAAUUCCAAAUUUGGAUUUCUGGACGACUGUUCCUCGCGGAAUACAGAGCCUUUUUGCUUCAGUGGUUCAGAGAAUAAGAGGGCCUAGUUACGGGCACCGAAGCUCGUAUUCUCCCGUCAACUUCUGAGGCGGCCAUUGUUCUGUUCAUCUCUGAUUCAUGAUAUGGUCACCAAGGCACCUGACCCCUGGCCCUGACCCGAUCGAUCUACGAGAUUAUUGCCGUCUAUGUGCGCACCCUUUUGGCCGACAUGACUGCCUGUUAGAAAGGUGCCUUUCCUUCUUGUUCUUCUGCCGCAGUGAUGAAAGGAUUUACCUUUUUUUUUUUUUACUGUUUUCACUCACUCUGCCCUCUCAGACAUUCUUGUACCAGUUUAUUUAACUGAUGCCACUCUGUGUUUAUCCAUAUGGCUUUCAUAGCGUACUUGAAUAUUAUUGCUAUUGAUCAAUUUUACACA
This is a messenger RNA of Tarenaya hassleriana, 1325 nucleotides long. RefSeq lists its product as uncharacterized. The record is from RefSeq and is a predicted model, not a curated record. The coding region runs from base 167 to 997 and encodes 276 amino acids. The transcript is spliced from 11 exons. Lineage: Eukaryota; Viridiplantae; Streptophyta; Magnoliopsida; Brassicales; Cleomaceae.